Penicillium oxalicum is the source of this 804-nucleotide messenger RNA. RefSeq names its product EI24 domain-containing protein. The transcript is spliced from 3 exons. Lineage: Eukaryota; Fungi; Ascomycota; Eurotiomycetes; Eurotiales; Aspergillaceae. The record is from RefSeq and is a predicted model, not a curated record. Gene Ontology annotation, cellular component: prospore membrane; lipid droplet; ascospore wall. Bases 1 to 804 code for a protein of 267 amino acids.
AUGGCGCAGGCGUGGAAUCUAGAUCGAGCGGCCUGGCUUUAUCCACUCCGAGGGAUUCACUACUUUGCAACGCAUCGAUUCCUCUGGCCUCUUUUCAAAGCUCGCCUCGUGCCGAUAGUGCUCUUGUCAACGUUCGUCUACUUCCUUCUCUUCUUUUUUACCUACCUCCCGCAAGUGGCAUUCCUCGCCCUCUUUCAGGGCUGGGGCGCAUGGAUCAACGGUGCCUUUUUGGUUCUUGGGGAAGGGGCGGCCAUUGUGGCCACUUUAUUCGAAGCAUUCUUCGUGGAUGAGACACUCGUCGAUAUCUUUGACUCCGUGCUCGUGAAUGAGGGUCAAGAGCAGCUGGUGCUGGUGUCCCGUGUGAUCUAUCCCGAACCUGGCGACCCGGCCAGUCGCCUCGGCACUCCGACAACCAGCGCGGUGUAUUCGCCGUUCUCAUUCCGACAGAUCAUCGAGUUCAUCGUCUUGCUUCCGCUGAAUUUCAUUCCCGUGGCGGGAACCCCCAUGUUCCUAGUUCUGACUGGAUAUCGAGCGGGUCCUUUUCAUCACUGGCGAUAUUUUCAGCUUCUGGAGUUCACCAAGCAAGAGCGGAAAGCGAGUGUGCGCCGCCGGCAGUUGCAGUAUACCACCUUUGGUACGGUUGCACUUCUUUUGCAGUUAGUUCCUCCAUUUUCCAUGCUCUUUUUGAUGACAACCGCCACGGGCGCUGCACUCUGGGCCUCUGAUCUUGAGUGCAAGCGACAAGAGGCUCGCCAACAGCCCGCUCGACUAGGUGGUAGAUAUCGCGACAGCCCAGCCGUAUAA